Molecule: messenger RNA, 1443 nt
Organism: Phanerochaete carnosa HHB-10118-sp
Lineage: Eukaryota; Fungi; Basidiomycota; Agaricomycetes; Polyporales; Phanerochaetaceae
Exons: 4
Coding region: 65-1273 (402 amino acids)
Biological process (GO): FAD biosynthetic process
Molecular function (GO): FMN adenylyltransferase activity
Source: RefSeq, a predicted model, not a curated record
CGCACCCUCUCUCAGCCGUACACAACCUUCUACUCGAUCUCUAAUGCAGCUCCCAUCGAUCAACAUGAAGCCCGUUGACCACCGCGCAGUCGCAAAGCAAGUGUACGGUUUCGCCGAUUCGCAGGCCCCACUAGCCCCGCUCGUCAAGGAGGCACUGGGCGUUAUAGACGAAGCCCUGGAUGACUUUGGCGAGGAUCGUGUUGCCAUCAGCUUCAACGGGGGCAAGGACUGCACUGUCCUCCUCCAUCUCAUAACUGCAGCACUCGGUCGCCGCCUCUCAGAGGGGCAGUCAAGCAAGGCGAUACCCUCUCUCUACAUACCUGUCGCAUCACCUUUCCCCGAGCUCGAAGUGUUCAUCUACGAAUGCGCAAAGGCUUACCACCUCGACCUCUACCGUUGCGAACCGCCAGCCGAUGGAUCGCUCCAAAUCGAGAGUGUCACCGAGCCGAGCUCGCCAGAAGCCCCCUUCUCUACCUUGCCUGAGCAUAAGCAGAAGAUGAUGACGCCUUCAACAUCGGCGAGGGCGAAGGGUGGAGAUGGUAUGAAGGCCGCAUUGGGUCUCUACAAGGAGAGGUUCCCCAACGUUGAAGCGAUUGUGAUCGGUACUCGGCGGACAGAUCCCCACGGAGCCAAGCUUGGCUUCCGGAACCCGACGGACCCUGGCUGGCCACGCUUCCAGCGAAUCAACGCCAUCAUCGACUGGUCCUACGCCGACGUCUGGACCUUCCUGCGUGCGCUGCAGGUCCCCUACUGCAUCCUCUACGACCAGGGAUACACUUCCCUCGGCUCGACCUACAACACCUUCCGUAACCCGGCGCUGCGCGUCUCACCCUGCUGCAGCAAGGCGCCGGCGACCAACGGUUCAGCGGACGAUUCCUCGGACUCCGUGACACCACAGAAUGGCUCUGCGAGGACACCAACGGUUGCCUCGGCCCUCAAGAACGGCUGCGCAUCGACGCCAUGCGACAUCCUCGGCGCGUCGCUCACGAACGGGUGUCACAGCAUCCCCGACGGCCUCGUGCGGCUCGAGCUCAACAACGCCGAGAUGUGCACCGCCGACGGCGAGUGCACGCUGAGCAAGACGAACGGCACGAACGGCUUCUCGCACAGCGCCGAUUUCCUCGAGCCGCCGUGCAACCACGAAGAGCGGUUCCGCCCCGCGUACGAGCUCGCCGACGGCAGCCUCGAGCGGUUCGGCCGCGCUUCAAGCUCGAAGACGACGGCGAAGCUGAUGGAGGAGCGGGCGAUGCAGCGGAAGCAGCAAAGCUCCUAAACUAAAAUUUCCUGAGUAAUUCAUACAUAGACGGCCUCGUGUCGUGCAUUGGAUAGGUUGUACUGCUAUAGUGUUUGAACGUUUUGGGACUAUUUCGCAUUCAUCUUAUUUAUAUAUAGCUACAGUCAACUGUAAUUCUGCACUCUCACCGUAGAAUCGUUAUCAGUUCU